This is a messenger RNA of Polistes canadensis, 729 nucleotides long. RefSeq names its product chymotrypsin-1-like. NCBI's taxonomy places the organism in Eukaryota, Metazoa, Arthropoda, Insecta, Hymenoptera, Vespidae. Gene Ontology annotation, biological process: proteolysis. Gene Ontology annotation, molecular function: serine-type endopeptidase activity. The transcript is spliced from 4 exons. The annotation marks the transcript as partial. The record is from RefSeq and is a predicted model, not a curated record.
UUUAAAGUUAGUGCUGUACCAAUCUCUAGCAGAGUAAUCGGAGGGAAGGAUGCUGAUGACAAUGCAUUUCCUUAUCAUGUAUCCAUACGAGUAUACGGAUUUCAUAUUUGUGGAGGAUCAAUUAUUACUGAUCAGUGGAUUUUGACAGCAGCUCAUUGUCUUAAUAAUAGUGUUAUUAGCAAUACAUUCGUAGUAGCUGGCAGUAAUAGUAUUCUCUCAGGUAAAAUAAUAUGUGGCAUUGCGUAUGAUGUGAAGGAAAUGAUCGUUCAUUCAGAGUAUCAAACAGGACCUAUUCUAAAUGACAUUGGUCUCUUAAAAAUUGUUGGUAGAUUUGAAUAUUCUAACGCAAUCAGACCCAUUAGACUCCCAGAUAAAGACAUCGAUGAGACGGAUUGUACUGCAAUAUUCACUGGUUGGGGAGAUACCACGAGAACGGGUAAAAGCACAAAUUGGAUGCAACUAAUAAGUCUAAAAAUUGUUGAAUUCUCGAAAUGCAAAAUGAUAUAUCCAUCAAUUAUAAGAAGCAAUAUUUGUACAGAUAAUAGUGAUACAUAUGGUGUUUGCUAUGGUGAUUCCGGUAGUCCGCUUGUCUUAGAUGGUGUGCAAAUUGGUUUAGCCUCUUGGGUUACACCGUGCGCUAAAGGAUUUCCAGAUGUUCAUACAAGAAUUUACAGUUAUAUAGAUUGGAUCAAAUCACAUAUUAUCCAACUUCGUAUUAAUGAAAUAUAA